AUGAAUACUCUCUUCAACACCGCUUUAAAACAAUCAACUUCUCUAAAACGCGAUCUUGUAUCACCUCCUUCUGGCACACAGUUGACGCCCUCACUCCUCGGCCAAAUCUCCGCGUCUCUAACGUCCUUCUCGCGCACCCUAGACUCCUAUGCCGAGCUGGCAAAAACCGAACUGAACCCUUCCAAAAAAGAAAAGGCCCACGAGAGAAUUCAGUCUUUCCGAGCAGAACUCCAGUCGUUCCGGGAACAGUUCAAAGAAUUAAAAGCACAAAGUGAAGAUGUAGUAGUCACCACCAACCGGCAGGAACUUUCAGGACGUCGACCUCAUAACACAGCGACGCCCGACAACCCUUACUCCAAUGCUCCCAUUGCCGCGAACACAUCAAACAACUCGUGGGGGAAUGAAGGUUCAAGAUCUGCUAUGGCCAUGGGUAGUGGAGAUUAUGCGAGAGAGACACAUGCGUUAAGAGAACAAGAUUUCUUUGCGCAUACGAAUUCUGCUUUGGACGAUUAUCUGGCAAGGGGCCAGGCAGUACUUGGAAAUUUGGGAGAGCAAAGAGAAAUGCUGAAGGAAACCCAGAAGAAACUGUAUACUGUGGCUAACACGCUAGGUAUCAGUGGUGAUACUAUUCGAAUGGUUGAACGGAGGGCGAAACAGGACAAAUGGAUAUUUGCUGGAGGUGUUGUGGUGUUUUUCGCCUUCUGCUGGUUAUGUCUACAUUUCCUGCGUUAG
Messenger RNA from Glarea lozoyensis ATCC 20868, 732 nucleotides. RefSeq lists its product as uncharacterized. Bases 1 to 732 code for a protein of 243 amino acids. The transcript has 2 exons. Gene Ontology annotation, molecular function: SNARE binding; SNAP receptor activity. The record is from RefSeq and is a predicted model, not a curated record. Gene Ontology annotation, biological process: endoplasmic reticulum to Golgi vesicle-mediated transport; vesicle fusion. Gene Ontology annotation, cellular component: Golgi apparatus; SNARE complex; ER to Golgi transport vesicle membrane. Lineage: Eukaryota; Fungi; Ascomycota; Leotiomycetes; Helotiales; Helotiaceae.